Molecule: messenger RNA, 4230 nt
Organism: Symbiodinium sp. CCMP2456
Lineage: Eukaryota; Dinophyceae; Suessiales; Symbiodiniaceae
Source: the annotation of a GenBank genome assembly
AUGGUGGCAGUUCAGCAUGGGGGAGCUCGCCGUAGCGUGGCCUUGGUUGUGGGAGGAGGGCUUAGCCUGAGCGCGUUUACCUUCACCUGGCUUGGGCGGCGGAGCAGGCGACAGCCCCGACCUAUUCAGAGGCAUGCGGCACGGAGCAUUGCCUCCAGGAAGACUGGAUGCAAAAAGGCCGCAGAGGGACAGGAGAGGCAACAACAGCCUUCCUGCCUGACAUGUCUCGAGCGAAGGAAGCGGCCCAGUUUGGAGCUUCACUUCCUUUACGCCUCUCCAAUCUUGCGACCUGGCUCUGCAGAGCGCCUUCCCGCUCUCAGCUGGCAGGAAGAAGCAGCAGCAGUGCAAGACGCUUUGGGCCUUGAUGCAGAGGCAGAUGCAGGUUCCGCCAUCGAAAAUGACACGUCUCCUUCCUCGGCCUCGACAUACCCUGUGAGCACAGCGCGAAUGCAUGUGAAUGUGGCCACGGUGGAAGUCCUUUCGCGUCUUGCUGCCGGGCCCACGAGCUGUGCUCCUCCAGCCUUUGCAAGCAUGGCGAAACAAGCCUCGAAUCGAAUCGUCAAGAUCAAAGCGCUCUUGGGGUUCAUGUGUGUGCCGUACUUGGUAGCUGCCAUCGCAGUUGCCUGGCAGGCGGUAACAGUCCCGGCACUCGGCGAGCUGCAGGAAGUUGACAUGCGAGGGAAGACAAUCCUCAUCACUGGAGCCACCUCCGGUUUGGGACUCUGGCAAGCAGAGGUGCUUGCGCGUUGGAACGCAUCCUUAAUAUUGCCAGUGCGCGACCUGAAAAAGGGUCAGGCGCUCUUGGAAAGGUUUACACAGGAAUUUCCGGCAUCGCCUGCGCCAGUCGUCAUGGUAAUGGAUCUCGGAUCUCUGCAGAGUGUGCGCGACUUUGCAGAGCAGUACACCGGACCGGUGGAUGUGCUGGUUCACAAUGCUGCUAUCCUGGGCACCGGCGAGCUCAUCCGAACAGAGGAUGGCUUCGAGGAGUGCCUGCAGGUCAACUACCUCUCGUCGUUUCUGCUCACACAUUUGCUGCUCCCACGGCUGGAGCAAAGUGCAGCCGGGCGGAUUGUGCACGUUUCUGCGAAGGCCCACGAGUGGGGCAACCUCAGCACUCAGGACUUGAGAUCACGCAAAGUUCUCGACUUGGACUUUCCGAAGAGGCGCUUGCGGAUGAUGGGAAACCUGGGUGGAUCCUAUGCGGACUCCAAGCUGGCCCAGGUUCUUUUCAGCAAUGCCUUGGCAAGGCGUCUACCUCCAAAUGUUGUGACGCACGCCUUGCAUCCAGCCAUUGUGCCGACGGGCUUGCUCCGACAAGCAGACUUUUCUGCGACUCAGCAGUUUCUGCACGACAACAUGAUGCAGCCUGUGAUGAGGAUGGUCGGCUUCACACAGUCCAAGGAGGAUGCUCCCAAAACGCAGAUUCAUGUAUCCACCCAUCCAGCCAUUCAGGACGUGACCGGGCGCUACUACUCGCCGCUGUCGCCUCCACUCAUUGACUGUGGGCAAAAGGCGGAGUAUUGCGGAAUUUCCAGCAUAUCAGAUGCCGCCGCCGAUCGGUUUUUACAGGAGGAUCUCUUCGAUGCCUCCUGUGAACUGCUGGACCUAAGCGACGGUCUUUGCGCGACAGUGCUGGAGAGCUGUCCUUCCUGGUGGCACAUUGCAGCUCACAGCGAGCCCGGGACGGGGCGACUCAUCCUGGAGGAUGAGGACGGUGCACCUCAAGUGGUUUCAAUGGCAGCGCAGCUUUUCACCUGCCAGACUCCACCUUUGGGCGUGUCAAUCUUGGCAUGUGCCGGGGAGCAGGCUGGGAGAGCGCUCCUUUCGGCCGGGGCCUCCUUCGCGGUGGUGUCAUCGGGGGAGUUACGUGACACGACUGCUCGUAUUUUCGCCUCGCAUUUUUACCGCCGCCUGCAAAGCGCAUGUGCUAUGUCAUCGGAGCCUUCUGGGAACCUGAAGCUAGGUGAGAGCUUUGCCUCCCAAGUGCGCUUGGCAUUUGGUGUCGCAAGAGAGGCUUUGCAGACUGCCACGAACCCUGCCGUCCGCGUGGAAGCAAGAAAGCUACUUUUGCUGGAGAGAGGCCUGGAAAAGGUUCCAAGCGCGACAUCGCGCAGGAGCCUGGCUGACUGCUGGAUGCCGGUGGCAAUGAGCAGCGAAAUCCUUCCAGGUGCCAGAGCCGCCAUGGCAAAGACUGGCAUGGAGGAUGAAGCGUCCACGUCCGCUGAAGACAAUGCCGGCGAGAUGAUUGCAGAGGAUAGCGCAUCCUCGUUAAGCACAUCUUCCAAAGAGACUUUCCCACAGGACUGCGAAGAUUUCGUCGGCCGCAGUGCGGACCUGCAGAGACUCUUGCAGAUUCUUGGAACUUCAGGAGGCCGACGGUUGGUCAUCUUGCAUGGGCCGAAUGGGGCUGGCAAGAGUGCUCUAGGUGCGGAACUUUGCCGUUUCGCCACAUCCCCCGGGAGAAAGUUCGCACCUGUGAAAGGCAACCGCAGGUUGGCGUUUGUGUCACUGCAAGAUCCAGGGCGAGGUUCGGAUGCAGACACGGCAGCAGCAUGCGCUCGCCUGUCCAUAUUUGCUGCGGCUGCAGGGCUGGGAAGCCCAAAGUCCUUCGAGGGACGGCUUGUGCGAACUUGUCUGGUGGUUGACGAUGCUGAGGAGCGUCUCGGCUGGCGAGACGAGUUUGUGCCAGAACUGCUGGACAAGCAUCCACAGCUAUGCAUACUCCUGCUGAGGCGAUCACCUUUGUACCGACUAGCAGGCGACGGAGGAGAGAGGUGGAAGCCAGUCAACAUCACACUUGGCCCGCUGCCAGAAAUGGAGGCAGCCCAACUUUUCCUUCAGAGGCUGCAUCGGCCAAUCUUCCCUACAGACCUUUCUCGGGACUCAGAGAAGGCUGGAGAGCCGCUAAGGCCAACCGAAGAGUUGUUGCGUCGAAUGACGGAACUUCCGGCAUUGGCAGCCUGCAAAGGCUUUCCACGGAAAGUCGUGCGAUUGGCCGCCGAGGUGACCUGGGAGCUUCCUUCGCUCUUUUUCGGCUCCCGGUCGUCCAUGUAUUGCUUUGUGGCCGCGUCUGGAGUGGCACAACGGCACAGCACUCCGUGCUACCACUCUUCCAAUCCCUCGUGUGUUGGCUGCAAUCCCACCUCGCCAUUGAGCCAGCGCAACCGCCGCACAUCUGGUGGGCAUCCACGGCAGCUCGUGGUGGCCACCAUCGCAUCUGCGUUAGGUCACCGCUUGGCGAGACAGGGGGCACCAAAACGUCGAAUGGCAACAUGCCGCCUGGAAUUGAUGGGUGUGUAUGACUAUCCCAGGCAUGCUGCCACGGUUCUGCGGAAGGUCAAAGGUGCUGGAGUAGUGUCUGGAUUUAACAUCCCCAACAAGAAACCGGGAGAGCCUCUGCUGGAAUGGGCUGGCACGCUCCUCCAGGAGUUUCCUGCGGUGGAGGUGACUGUGCAUUACAGUUUGAAACACCAACGCAGGGAGAACGUGGUGGAGGCUUUCCGGACUUGGUGCCACGACGCUGCGGCCGUGGGAGUUAGCAGAGUGCUGCUGGUCACCGGUCCUCGUGGUCCUCGGCAAGACACGGUAAAAGUGCUGAAGCAGUUUGGACGGCCAGUUGAAGGCAUCCGUUUGGGCGUCGCCUUCAAUGCAUGUUUGCCAACAGAUGCAGAACGAGAGCUGGAACGACAGCGCUUGAUUCAGAAACUGCGCACUGGAUUAGUGAAUGAUGUAUGGCUGAACACUGGUGUGGACGAAGACUUGCUGCGAAAUGGUGUGGCAUUUGUCAAGAGCACAUGCGACAAGCUCAAUGUCAAGCCUGAAAUAUUUGGAUCGGCGAUGCUCCCCAGCGAGGGGCAGCUGCAGCAGAUGCGGGAACGCCCGUGGAACGGUGUCCAGUUUAGCGAGGAGUUCCUAAGUUCUGUCGAAGGGAUGGGCACAGCGACGAGCAGAGCCCUGGCCGUCUUCCGGGAGAUGGGAGUCGAGCCCAUCCUCGAGAGCAAGGUGAAGAGCGACGCAGAUAUCUCAAAGCUGAGUGCUCUCCUCAAGGACGAUCUGGAAGAGCUCAGGGAGCUCUUGGGAGCUGAGGGAAGUGCCGCAAAAGGCCCUGCUGUUAGCCAGUUUGGAUCGACCAAAGCUGCCAAAGCUUUCGACACGCAAAGACCAGGUGCCGACGAGGUGUUUCGUCCUCCGAGGCGGCGCUGGGGGAAAGACCAAAGACAGAACGCGUAG